AUGGUGGCCCCAUCUCCGUACCGUACCGCAAUCAUUGAUUGUGUCAAAAGCGGAAUGACGAAUUCAGAGAUCGUUAAAAAGCUGAAAGUGUCUCGUGUUCUCGUUUUUCGAACUGCACAACGCUAUCGGCGUCUCGGUACUUCAGAUGACAUGCAAAGAAGGGGACGUCCAGUCACCGUCACGACUCCAGAAGCAGUCAAAGCCGUUCGAGAGAAAAUCAGACGCACUCCGGAAAGAAGCAUGAGAAAGAUGGUAAAAGAACACAAAAUGAGUCGAGAAUCGAUGAGAACUGUUGUCAAGGACAAGCUGAAGAUGAUUCCCCACCGUAUGCAGAAAGGAGCCUUCCUCAAUCAAAAAAACAAGACAUUCCGGAUGAAAAAGGCUCGAAAGCUGCUCGCUGGCACGAAAGAUGGCUCGCAUCUGACGACGCUAUUUACCGACGAGAAAAUCUUCACUGUGGAGCCGAACAAGAACGGCCAAAAUCAUCGGAUCAUCGCUACUGACUAUCAGAGUGCCUGUGAAAAAGGAAAAAUUCUGAAUAAAACUUCGCAUCCGGCUUCCGUGAUGGUUUUUGCCGGAAUUACCGCUGACGGCAAAACUCCGUUGAUUUUUGUGGAUCCUGGAGUCAAAGUGAACCAAGUAUACUACAGGGAGUAGAUUUUAAAGUUGAGGGUGUUGCCCUGAGCCAAUUCUCACUACGGAAACCGACCAUGGACCUUCCAGCAAGACGGCGCCCCCGCUCAUCGUGCCAAAGGGACUCAAGAGUGGUGUCGCGCCAAUUUUCCGAGUUCGUCUCGGCUGCUGAUUGGCCUGCUUCCUCGCCCGACCUCAACCCGAUGGACUAUGCCGUGUGGAUAAAUCUGACCGAGAAGGUCUCUUCUAAGAACUACCCAAGUAUCAAAGCCCUGAAGACCGCGCUCAUCAAGAAAUGGGACGAAAUCGACGACGACUACCUUCGUGCCGUGAUCGAUGCGUAUCCGAAGAGACUGAAGGCCGUUAUCAAUGCUAAAGGAGGACGUUUUGAAAACUAUUCUUGA
Messenger RNA from Caenorhabditis auriculariae, 1037 nucleotides. NCBI's taxonomy places the organism in Eukaryota, Metazoa, Nematoda, Chromadorea, Rhabditida, Rhabditidae. The record is from the annotation of a GenBank genome assembly.